Penicillium samsonianum is the source of this 1704-nucleotide messenger RNA. RefSeq names its product putative MFS transporter. The transcript has 7 exons. NCBI's taxonomy places the organism in Eukaryota, Fungi, Ascomycota, Eurotiomycetes, Eurotiales, Aspergillaceae. The record is from RefSeq and is a predicted model, not a curated record. Bases 1 to 1704 code for a protein of 567 amino acids. Gene Ontology annotation, cellular component: membrane. Gene Ontology annotation, molecular function: transmembrane transporter activity. Gene Ontology annotation, biological process: transmembrane transport.
AUGUCCACUGUAUACACCGCAAAGAAAGGCCCGAGUGCGUCUAUCUCGGUACUUAAAGGGACAGAUACAGACUCAUCUACCAGUCUUGACAUCGCGCCAUUGGGUGAGCCAGGAGAGGAACGUCGGUUUUGGUUUCAGCGAGGCAAAGGCUAUAAUCCCGAAGCAGUUGCGACCCAGCCCUCUGUUUAUGAUAACCCUGACACUGCGAAGGAAUAUCAACCCCGAGCUGACUGGGAGAAUCUUCACCGAUUCGACCCAUCUGCUCGGUGGACAUGGAGCGAGGAAUACAAAUUGAUUCGAAAGAUUGAUCUUCGUAUUAUGGUAUUUACUUGCCUCAUGUUCAUGUGUUUGGAGUUAGAUCGGUCCAAUCUGACACAAGCCCUGACCGACAACAUGCUUCCCGAGUUGAAUAUGACCACGAAUGACUACAACCUUGGGAAUACGGUGUUUAAGCUCUCAUUCCUCUGUGCCGAGCUUCCCUCUCAGCUCCUUAGCAAAUGGGUUGGACCUGAUCGGUGGAUUCCUACCCAAAUGGUUCUUUGGUCUGCAGUUGCUAUGGCACAGUAUGGACUGAAUGGAAAAACAACAUUUCUCUUGUGCCGUGCCUUGCUUGGUAUUUUGCAAGGCGGAUUUAUCCCAGAUGUGAUAUUGUAUCUGUCCUACUUCUAUAAACAUCAUGAGCUGUCUUUGCGACUCGGCUUCUUUUGGACAGCCAUGAAUAUUGCGGAUAUUCUUGCUGGAUUCCUAGCUUUCGGGCUUUUGCAUCUUCGUGGUGUGCAAGGUCAAUCGGGAUGGCGCUGGCUGUUCUUGCUGGAGGGCCUUCUGACACUGCUAUUUGGUCUAUCUGCAUAUAUUUUGAUGCCACCAGGACCAUGCCAGACUGCUAAUUGGUCUCGGGGUAAGUCAGGCUGGUUCAAUGCGCGGGAGGAGACCAUCAUUGUCAAUCGAGUAAUUCGUGAUGAUCCAAGCAAAGGAUCCAUGCACAAUCGAGAACCUAUUACGCCCAAACUACUCUGGAAGAGUCUCAAGGACUAUGAUCUUUGGCCGAUAUACAUCAUCGGACUUACUUUCCAAACACCAGUAGUGCCUCCCAAGCAAUAUCUAACUCUUACUCUGAGGGGCCUCGGAUUCGGCACUUUUGUGACAAAUCUGUUGGUUAUUCCUAGCGAAGUGCUGUGCAUUUUCUUCCUUCUACUCCUCACCUACGUCUCCGAGAUUUGUAGUCAAUUAACUUUGGUGUCUAUGAUUGGGCAAAUAUGGAUACUUCCCUUCUUGAUCUAUCUAUAUGUGGUCGACAUCAAUACCGCAAACAAGUGGUGUGUGUGGGCGGUGAUGACACUGCUGCUGGCAUAUCCAAAUGCGCAUGCUAUUCAAGUUAACUGGAACUCCCGCAACUCAAACACUGUCCGAUCCCGUACGGUCUCGGCUGCCAUGUAUAAUAUGUGCGUCCAAGCAUCGGGAAUUAUUGCUUCCAAUAUCUAUCGCGCUGAUGACGCUCCCCGCUACCGGAGAGGCAAUGGUACUCUAGUGGGACUCGGUGUCUCAAAUGUUUUCAUCUAUUUGUUGACUAAAGUAUACUAUGUCUGGCGCAAUCAAAGCCGCGACAAGAAAUGGAACACUAUGACGGACGACGAAAAGGCGCAUUACUUGGCAACCACUAAGGACGAAGGAAAUAAACGACUGGAUUUCCGAUUCGCCCAUUGA